AUGAUGGGGUGGUGGUCUUCCGGGGCAAACACUGCCCUGGACGAGCAGGUAGAGAAGGCGACAAGCAGCAAUCUCGAGGAUAUCGCUCUAAACCUCGAAAUCUCCGACGUGAUUCGAUCCAAGACGGUGCAGCCCAAGGAGGCGAUGCGCUCGCUCAAGAAGCGCAUCAGCAACAAGAACCCCAAUACGCAACUCAGUGCGCUCAGUCUCACCGAUACGUGUGUUAAAAAUGGAGGCGCCCAUUUCCUGGCCGAGAUUGCCUCGAGAGAGUUUAUGGAAAGCAUGGUUUCGCUGCUCAAGGCGGUUGGACCGGCUGCCGUCAAUGCGGACGUGCGCGCAAAGAUACUCGAGCUUAUUCAGUCAUGGGCCACGGCCACCGAGGGGCGCUACGAUUUGUCAUACAUUGGAGAGGUCUAUCGAAACCUUCAGAGAGAAGGGUUCCAGUUCCCCCCUCGCGUCACCGUCGCCAGCAGCAUGAUUGACAGCAGUGCGCCCCCCGAGUGGGUCGAUUCCGAUGUGUGCAUGCGAUGUCGAACCAACUUUACCUUUACCAACCGAAAACACCAUUGUCGAAACUGCGGAAACUGCUUCGACCAGCAGUGCUCAAGCAAGACGCUCCCCCUACCCCAUCUUGGCAUCCUCCAAGCCGUCCGUGUCGAUGAUGGCUGCUACGCAAAACUCACAGACAAAUCAACCCCUUCGAAGGGGAGCGGCUCUGGUAACGACCGCUCCUCGUUGUACUCGUCGUUUCCCCACAAGAACAAGAGCUCGAGCAUGCAACCGCGUAAUGCUCGUGUUGACGAUGGAUUCGAUGAGGAUCUCAAAAAGGCCCUUGCCAUGAGUUUGGAGGAGGUUCAGAACCACAACCGUGCCUAUGUUCCUCCGGCAAGCAACGGAACGCAAGCGAGCAAACCAAAGUCGGGUGAGCAAGUAUCGGCGACCAAGGCGUUUGAGGAUGAUGAUGAAGAUCUCAAAGCAGCCAUCGCCGCCUCGUUGGCAGAUAUGGAGGAGCAAAAGAAGAGGCACGCCGCAGUCUUGAAAGAACAAACAACAAAUGUCGGCGCGUCUUCAUCAACAGCACCGCUGGCGCUCCCCAAGAAUGACUACGAGCUCACGCCUGUGGAGGCGGAGAAUAUCAACUUGUUUGCCACGCUGGUUGACCGAUUGCAGACGCAACCGCCGGGAACCAUUCUCCGAGAACCACAGAUUCAGGAGCUGUACGACAGCAUCGGCACACUCCGGCCAAAGCUAGCCCGAACUUAUGGAGAAACCAUGAGCAAGCAUGGUAUGUCAAGUAUCCCGAUCCAUCCCAAGUGUCCCCUGCUAACCCACUACAAGACACUCUGCUUGACUUACAUGCCAAGCUUUCGACCGUGGUGCGGUACUACGACCGUAUGCUUGAGGAGCGCCUAUCCAAAACCUAUAGCCAACACAGCAUUGGUGGCUACAGUCUUCCCCCACCCCCACUUUUAUACUGGCGAACAACAGCCGCAAGAGUACGGGAGGCCGGUGGGCCAUCCCUCUUACCCACAGCCAACACCUCAACCUCCAACCCAGUACGCUCCUCCCUACGACAGACGAGAAUCGGUAGCAAUACCUCCCAAUAGCCAAUAUGCCCCACAGCAAGUGCCGCAAAGGACGGGAAGCUGGGCAGCAGCACCGUCUGCGCCCCCGUCACAAUAUGCUCAGCAGCCUAGCUAUCCCACCGAGGUUGCGCAGCAACAGGCACCUCAAGCUCAGCUCGCUGCACCCAGCACGGGAGACUCUGUUGGGACCACCCCUACGGCCGACCCACAUGCUUCCUUCUAUUUCAAUUCACAGCAGCCACAACAACAAGGGCAACAGCCCGCUCCUUCUGCCCCUGAUCCGGCAGCGUCGCCGUAUCCCAACUUGGCCCAGCCGAUGCAUUCUUCAUACCAGCCCUCACUCCCACAGACUCCCGCCUCGGCUCCCGCUCAGCCAUCGCAGCCACAGCAGCAACAUCAAGCUCCACCGCCCCAACCACAGCAACCAUACUGGCAGCAUCCGGCUGCUCAGCAAACUGCGCUUCCGCCUGUUUGGCAACAUCAGCCCAGUCAGACGUAUCCGGGCUACAACCAAGAGUCUUUCCCGGCCGCUCCUCAGCAUGCGCCUAAGCAGCCAGUAGUGGAAGAGAGCUUGAUUGAUUUGUGA
This is a messenger RNA of Podospora anserina S mat+, 2172 nucleotides long. RefSeq lists its product as uncharacterized. The transcript has 5 exons. The coding region runs from base 1 to 2172 and encodes 723 amino acids. The record is from RefSeq and is a predicted model, not a curated record. NCBI's taxonomy places the organism in Eukaryota, Fungi, Ascomycota, Sordariomycetes, Sordariales, Podosporaceae. Gene Ontology annotation, molecular function: metal ion binding; phosphatidylinositol-3-phosphate binding; ubiquitin binding. Gene Ontology annotation, cellular component: ESCRT-0 complex. Gene Ontology annotation, biological process: protein targeting to vacuole; protein transport to vacuole involved in ubiquitin-dependent protein catabolic process via the multivesicular body sorting pathway.